AAAGUUACCUCUGCCAUUGCUUAUGUGCUUUAAAGACUCAUAUUCGUUUAUGAUUUGAGGACUCAUCCGAUGUGCAACUCUUCGCACAGUUCCCGUUUGUCAUGACCUGCACCACGUUCUUGAUAAGGAUACGAUAACAACCCCGCCCACCUUGGUCGAUACUAUUCUAUCCGCAACAGAAUUCCGAUCAACUCAACAAUUACGACAAUUUCAAAUCCAAACAUCAUGGCAGCAACUAGUACUUCGAAAAUGGGAAAUACUGUCGACGACAAUUCACGUCGUGCUGCACAAGAAAUUCAAGAUUAUCUACAAUCUCGUCUUGCUGAUACAUCUGGCCCUCCUUCAUUCCAAUCACUUCCCAUCAUCGAUUUAACCCCAUCAUUCUCAUCAUCCUUAGCCGAACGUCAAGAAGUUGCCAAAAAAAUCAAUGAAGCAUGUACAACGGUAGGAUUCUUCUACAUCACCGGUCAUGGAAUUCCAAAGAGUAUUUGUGAUGAAGUAUUUAAGCUUUGCGAACGCUUUUUCAGCGAAUUACCUCAAUCCUCAAAAGAUGCCAUUCAUGUCCAGAAUUCGGAUCAAUUCAGAGGAUAUGAACCUGCUAGUUAUUCAUCUGUGAAUGAAUUCACAACAAAAGAAACAAAGGAGGCUUUUAAUUGGGGUUAUGAGUAUGGUUUAGAUCCUACUGGUGGAGAUGGAAAAUAUGUAGAACUUGAUGGGACAUCUGCUGGUGGUAAAAAUCAAUGGCCGAAUGAAUCUGAAAUUCCUGGAUUCUAUGAGGGCAUUGCGGAUUAUUAUGGCAGGGUAGGCUGAUUCACUUCCACAAUACUGAGAUCUUACCUUUUCUAAUGAUUUGACCUAGAUAUUACAAUUAUGCAAGCACCUCUUCCGUCUAUUCGCCUUAUCUCUAUCACUUCCUGAGGAUUACUUCGAUCCACUAGUUACUCACCCAGGAGGAAUAGGAAGAUUAAUAAAAUACCGACCAAGUUCAAACCCCAAGCCCCUAUCAUCUCUAAACGAAGAAGAAGAAGAAGAAGAGCUUGGUCUUGGCGCCCACUCAGACUAUGAAUGUUUCACCCUCCUCCUCCAAGACGAAACACCCGGUCUAGAAGUCCUCAGUCCAGAUGGAAAAUGGGUAAGCGCAGAACCCAUUGAAGGAGGAAUCGUAGUAAACGUUGCAGACUUUCUGAUGCGUUGGACCAAUGGGCUUUAUAAGAGUACUAUUCAUCGAGUUGUCAAUAGGACUGCUAAGACUCGAUACUCGGUUCCUCUAUUCUUUUCUAUCAAUUAUGAUGAGAUGGUUGAAACUUUGUCGUCUUGUGUGAGUGAGGAUAAUCCUUCGAAAUAUCCUCCGAUUACUGCUGGGAGAUAUAUAUUAGAUCGUCUUGCAAUGACGGUUCCGGGGAAAUAUUGAGUGAGUUAUGGAUUCAUGGCAUGGCAUCUUUUUUAUUAUGAUGGAAUAUUU
This is a messenger RNA of Sclerotinia trifoliorum, 1462 nucleotides long. NCBI's taxonomy places the organism in Eukaryota, Fungi, Ascomycota, Leotiomycetes, Helotiales, Sclerotiniaceae. The record is from the annotation of a GenBank genome assembly.